Molecule: messenger RNA, 513 nt
Organism: Budorcas taxicolor (takin)
Lineage: Eukaryota; Metazoa; Chordata; Mammalia; Artiodactyla; Bovidae
Gene: NTS
Product: neurotensin
Exons: 4
Coding region: 1-513 (170 amino acids)
Cellular component (GO): extracellular region; axon terminus
Molecular function (GO): neuropeptide hormone activity
Source: RefSeq, a predicted model, not a curated record
AUGAUGGCAGGAAUGAAAAUCCAGCUGCUGUGCGUGAUGCUCCUGGCUUUCAGCUCCUGGAGUCUGUGCUCAGAUUCGGAAGAGGAAAUGAAAGCGUUAGAAACAGAUUUAUUGACCAAUAUGCAUACAUCAAAGAUCAGUAAGGCAAGUGUUCCCUCUUGGAAAAUGAGCCUGCUGAAUGUCUGCAGUCUUAUAAAUAACCUGAACAGCCAAGCCGAGGAACCAGGAGAGUUUCAUGAGGAGGAGCUCAUUACAAGAAGGAAAUUUCCUGCUGCCUUAGAUGGCUUUAGCUUGGAAGCAAUGUUGACGAUAUAUCAGCUCCGAAAAAUCUGUCACAGCAGGGCCUUUCAACACUGGGAGUUGAUUCAGGAAGACAUUCUUGAUGCUGGAAAUGACAAAAAUGAAAAGGAAGAAGUGAUAAAGAGAAAAAUUCCUUACAUUCUGAAACGGCAGCUGUAUGAGAAUAAACCCAGAAGACCCUACAUACUCAAAAGAGGUUCUUACUACUACUGA